GAAAAAACAAAACAGGCUGGGAGAAGCUCGGGGAUGGAAUGGUUACCCUGUAUGCACAGGACCCUAGAUUGCAUCCCAGCACUGCCAAUAAACAAAACAUGCAACUUGGCCACCAAGCACCCAGAACUACGCGCAGUAAGACAUCUGUCAGCAUGGAACGUCGGGGCCUCUGGAGUCAGGGCUGUCAAGCAGAGCACAUCCUCAGACUGGCUUUCCAGCCUGAUCUUGGGCAGGGUAAGACGCCUCUAGACUCAUGUGGUGUCAUGUUAGCUGUUUCCACUCUUAAACAGACAUGAGCGUGAUUUAACCUGGGCUCAGAAGCAGGUCCUUGGCAACCUGACAUGGACCUGAGGGCAUAAUCAAAGGGGUGGGGUCUUGAUGGUCUUACCCGUCCACCUUUAGUCAGCCGGAUCCUGUCAGGGACGCGCAGCAGAGGGGCUUGAACUUGGGUGGUCAUUGUUGUCACACUUGAUCUCUCCCAGGGCAGUUUUCCCUGGAGCCAGCCUUCUGAGACUGAGCAGGCACCACGAACAUUCCUCCAUACACAGAGGGGCUCCGGAGACAGUGAGAACAGGACUGAGACAGGGAUGGACCACUAGCCUUGCUUCUGCCCCAGCCCAUUGUGACCUCCCUGGCUGUACCCAGGCCUUUGUGACUGUCACCCUGGGUAGAUUUGUGAGCCAGGGUGACAUCUAAAGUGCCCUCAAAGAGAGUGGCAGGUCAGCCAGGCCGGAGCCUGGACCUGGGGUCAGAAAGGGGUCACAGGGAGGAAUGGAGGGGCCGAACCCCCUGGGGCCCUGCGGACACUCUCAUCCCCAGUGUCCCCCAGCCCCCGUUUCGAGCAGUCACGGAGGAUGCCUGGAUCAGCCCUGUCAGGGAUAUGUAAGGUGGCCCUGUCUGGUCCCCCAUCAGUCCACUCAGUCAUUAGAGUCUUCCAGACCUUUCCCUGCUCCAGGGACUGGGGGUGGGGGGCCCAGAGUGGGAGGAGAGGCAGCGGGGAUGUUUCUGUCAAGUGAAGAAGCAGAGAUGCCGAGGCAGAGAGCUCGAGAGCCAGCAGGGUCCAGACAAGAAGCGGAGGCCGAGGUAGAGUGGGGCUGGCCCCUGCAUGCAGGGCAUGAACAGGUGCCACCUAGGCCGGCAGCAUCCCCCACCUCAGGACCCAGGCCCUGCCCAUGCCCAACCAUGCCUCCCGGAGGAGGGGCCGCAGCCUCACCCAGGACAGCUCCCACGAAGCUCCAGAGCCGGGGGACACUGGGAUCUGCAGAGCAAUCCUUUCUACAGCUGGAGCAGGAGAACUACAGCCUGAAAAGACAAAACCAGGACCUGCGGGACCAGCUGGGGGCCCUCCUGGGGCCAGGGCAGCAGUUCCUGCCUCUGUGUGCCGAGCACUCAAGCUGCACAGCCCUGGCCUGGGUAAGAGGGAGUGCGCAGCCCUGGACCCCGGCAGCAGCGCCUCGAGCUGUCCACAGCCUUGGGCAUGACCUGGGGGCUUUCCCGUCCCCUGAGUCUGCCUGCACCCGGCCCCUGGAAGACAGGGCACCUGUGCAGCUGCCGCCGCCGCCACGGCAGGAGCUCUGCCGGGGGCAAGAGUCCUUUGUGCGGCAGUCCCAGAGUGAGCUGCAGCAGAUCCGACUGUCCUUUGAGAGGAAGAAGAUGGCCAUUACUGAGGUGUGGGACGGUGUGGCUGAGGUACACAUGGCUCUGAACAACCAGGCCACCGGGCUCCUGAACCUCAAGAAGGAUAUCCGGGGUGUGCUAGAUCAGAUGGAAGACAUUCAGCUGGAGAUUCUGGGGGAGAGGGCCCACUGCCGCACUCAGGCUAGGAAGCAGCAGCAGAUAUCAUGCAUGGAGAAAGACAGGCCACAGCUGGGAUGUCCCGAGGGCCUGAAGAGCCAGCUCUGGCUGCUGGCCUUGAGGCUGCUGCUGGGUGCUCUUCUGGCCUGCACAGCGGCCUACGUGUACGUGGUGGACCCCGCACCCUUCGAGGGGCUGGUGCCACCCCUGCUGAGCCGAGCCGCCGUCUGGAAGCUCAGGGCCCUACUGGGUCCCUUCUUGCGCCUCGAGGUGGACGACUUCCUGCCUUUCUAGGCCAGAGGCACAGAGGCCCCAGGAGGAGGAGGCCAGGUGGCUGGCGCUGCCCCCGGGGCCCGGUGGCUUUAACUGGUUCCUGCCUGCCUACAGCCCUGCUGCACAGUCCCUGCCAGGAGCGGCAGAGAGGGGUGGAGGAGGGGCUUGUCCUGAGGGCUGGGCCUGCAGCUGGACAUACAGUCAUGACACACUUUGCA
This is a messenger RNA of Peromyscus leucopus (white-footed mouse), 2285 nucleotides long. RefSeq names its product coiled-coil domain containing 188 (gene Ccdc188). The record is from RefSeq and is a predicted model, not a curated record. NCBI's taxonomy places the organism in Eukaryota, Metazoa, Chordata, Mammalia, Rodentia, Cricetidae. The transcript has 8 exons. The coding region runs from base 772 to 2088 and encodes 438 amino acids.